Molecule: messenger RNA, 1912 nt
Organism: Rhodamnia argentea
Lineage: Eukaryota; Viridiplantae; Streptophyta; Magnoliopsida; Myrtales; Myrtaceae
Product: origin of replication complex subunit 4
Exons: 17
Coding region: 328-1599 (423 amino acids)
Biological process (GO): DNA replication; DNA replication initiation
Cellular component (GO): nucleus; nuclear origin of replication recognition complex
Molecular function (GO): ATP hydrolysis activity; ATP binding; DNA replication origin binding
Source: RefSeq, a predicted model, not a curated record
CCAUCUCCUCUAGGGUUCUAGAGUUCAAUUUCCCGAUUUCUCCAGCAAUCAUCGACCACGCGGAACAACCGUAUGCUUUUGCAGAUUCCCAUAGUUACAUCGUGUGAUUCAGAAGCAUUCCGGAAGUUCUAGAGUUCCUCAGAUGCGUUUCGAUCCGGUCAAUCUCUCGAUGACGCUCUGAAGGACAGGUUCGAGUAAUUCUCGGUUUCUUUGUGCCCGAUUAUUGGAGUUGUUGGUGCUGAGUGUGGGACAAGAAGUGGCACCAGUGAGUUGUGACUGUCAUCAUCGCACUGUUUUCUCGCCGUUUCUCUACAAUACCGUUACAAAAUGGUAAACAGAAAUGCAGCAGAAAAAGCCCUGAAUCUCAUAAGAAGCAGGCUCUGCAACCCUAAUUUCAUCUUCAGGCCUCUCUGCGAUUCUCCUGACAGCAAUUACAGCAAGUUGAAGUUUAUAGUGUCCAGUUCAGUAACGGAGGCAUGCAACAAUUCUGUCUUGCUUCUAGGUCCCCGUGGGACUGGAAAAGUUGCCGUGUUGGAACUUGUUCUUGAAGAUCUGCUUCUGGAAUAUCCUGACAUGAUUACUUUGUCUGGUGGAGUUGUGUUUCAGAUCAGAUUGAAUGGGCUGUUGCACAGCGAUGAUAAUAGCGCUCUCAAGGAAAUUGCUAGGCAAUUAUGUGUUGAGCAUCAGCUAGUAUUCUCAAAGAUGGCUUCAUUUGAUGACAAUUCUGAGUUCAUGAUAGCCAUGCUGAGGGAGUGUGGCCUAGCCCAUAAAACAGUCGUGUUUGUACUAGAUGAGUUUGACCUCUUCACUCAGGGGAAACAACGACUCCUGUAUGCAUUACUUGACGCGAUGCAGUCAGUAACAUCUCAAGCUGUAUUUAUUGGUGUGAGUUGCCGACUGGACGCUGACCAGCUGUUGGAAAAGAGAGUAAAGUCUCGUUUUUCUCAUAGAAAGCUGCUAUUUCUACCUCCAUCCGAAGAAGAGAUAUAUAGGUUAUUAGAUCAUGUCUUGUCUUUGCCAGUGGACUCAAACCUUCCACAUGACUAUGCUAUGGAAUUUAAUGCAAAACUACACAGUAUGUUCUCAGAUGAAAGGUUCCGGCAAAUUAUCGAUUCUUUUAUGAAUUUCAGUCCCACUGUCCGGCACUUGGUGAAGUUCCUAUUCCGGGCUGUCUCUGAUAUGGAUUUGAAGUUGAGUAAUUUAUCUUUUGAGAACUUCAAAUCAGCAAUUUCAAGUUUGCAGAGGCAACCGAAAAUGGAAUGCUUAAGAGAUUGCUCCAUACUGGAGCUCUAUAUUCUCGUUUGCAUGAAGAGGUUGGAAGUGAAAGAACAGAAUUCUUACAGCUUCAGUGCUGUCAUGAAAGAGUACAAAAGCAUUCAUGAUUCAUUCCAGACGUCUGACUAUUACAGUCAAGACGUGUGUCUGCGGGCUUUUGAGCACAUUCUGCAACGCGGAUUAGUUUGUUUUGCGGAUGGCAGAGGGCGUAUUCAGUCUACUGAGUUUCGCCCCGUGAAACUUCUUAUCUCAUUUGCGGAGCUCAGCCAAGGCCUUAAAGCACAUCAUUUAUGUCCUGCCAUUCUUCAGAAAUUAGCAGCUUAACAAGCAGCGGGUCAAAACUGUUUCAUAUGCAGAAGCACGACCAGUCGAGAUGUCAAUCUGAUAUUCCCAUUCCAUCUUGAUUUUGCUUGGUGAUUGACGUUCGUUGGCCGAAAUUAAAGUGUGAUACACAGUGAUAAAGACAUGUUUUGUUUUGAUUAGCUAGUUGCCAGCCCUAAUGCUUGAUGCCAUCUUAAUCUGGCAGUCAACUUUUUGACUAUAACAUCUCUUCUUUAGGUAAUGUCUAUUUGAGAGCAUUUAAAAAUUGUGGGUAAACAUUUUAUGCCAAAUAGAGAGAUAGAUUGUUAUUAUCCGA